UUGGAAAUUGGUCUAGUUUUUGACUGGGUUAGUGGAAUUUUAUUUAUAUCCUUAUAUUUUGCACGUGAAAUUCAGUUGUAAUACGGGCCAGUACAGCAGUUUUAGUAAUAAACAUAAUGCCCGUUGACCAAAUUCAAUACUCCGAAAGAUAUACUGAUGACGUUUAUGAGUACAGACAUGUAAUAUUACCGCCAGACAUUGCCCGUCUAGUACCGAAAUCCCACCUCAUGACGGAGACCGAAUGGCGCAACCUCGGAGUCCAGCAGAGCCCUGGAUGGCUUCACUUUAUGGUACAUAACCCUGAACCACACGUGUUACUCUUUCGGAGGCCACGGACAGAUAUACAACAGCCCGUGAAUGGGUUAGACGCUACAACUAACUCUGCUGUGAAAGUAUGACUGAAGGUAUACAUAGAUAUUUAAUAAUAAUAAAUUAAUUAAAUAUGUAAAUUUGCAUAACUAUAUUAAUUCUUUGAUAGUGGUUUAUUAUAGCCGUUGCUUAAGCUAGAAGCGGCAUAAAGUCAUAAAGAGACUAAAUAUGCCCUGUAACUUUUGAUUCGUAGAAUGAUCAGUAACGUUGUAUCUCAAUAAAAUAAACUGCGUACCACACAGAAGAAAAUGCGAGAUGCCUUGGCAUUUGGCCUAAAAUUAUAUGUAGAGACAUAAAUAUUUUAAAAUUUCUAAUUAUAUGUAUAAUUUAAUAUUGUAUUGUAACAUU
This is a messenger RNA of Amyelois transitella, 717 nucleotides long. Its product is annotated as cyclin-dependent kinases regulatory subunit. Bases 117 to 398 code for a protein of 93 amino acids. The record is from RefSeq and is a predicted model, not a curated record. Lineage: Eukaryota; Metazoa; Arthropoda; Insecta; Lepidoptera; Pyralidae. Gene Ontology annotation, cellular component: SCF ubiquitin ligase complex; cyclin-dependent protein kinase holoenzyme complex. Gene Ontology annotation, biological process: regulation of mitotic cell cycle. The transcript is spliced from 2 exons. Gene Ontology annotation, molecular function: cyclin-dependent protein serine/threonine kinase activator activity; ubiquitin binding; protein kinase binding.